UGUUGAAUCAGUUGUACGAAUCUUCCUUUUUAAUGUGAAAAAAUGGAAUUAUGUCAAGAUGAUCAAGGCAGGAAGACUCAUAUCACGAAUUGGCAUGGGGUUAUGUCGGAGCUUUUUGGAAUGGAUCAGACCAUGACAGUGGAAUCAGCCCAUGACUCGUCUUCAGGCUUUGCUUCGGAUGUACCUAGCUAUACUUAUUCAGGAAUAAAUAUGUCCACUUUUAAAGAAAGUAUUCCAUCGCAUGCCAGUGACUUGCCUUCUGAAAUAAAUUUACGAAAAUUCUCAAAUACAAAUGAUUACCUGUGUGAGACAACAGAACAGAAAUUCAACCGGAACUUUUCUGUUUCUCCAAAGCAGCCAAAUCACUACAACGCUCAUGACUUAAAAAUGCAAUACCGGGUGUCCACCCCGUCACCUCUCUCUUACCAGUCAUCGUCCUCUAUUGGAACUCCACCCUUAUUAUCACAAAAACUCCAGAAAUAUCGUCUCGAGAAUUCGAAUAUGACCGAACAAUCUCUACAUCAUCUUCAGAUUCCAUCACAUCCACAAACCCCUGUCAUUAGCUACAAAAACCCUGCAUACGAAUAUCAACUAGACAAACACAUGGAACAAAUACAGUAUAACAUUAAACGUAUAGAGCUUCAAGAAGAAGGUCACAUUACCAAAGGUAGCAAAUAUCUACAUCACAAACCAUCGUUGUUCGAUCUGAUCACUGAUGACAUCAUCGUUAAAAUUUUUUCUUACCUUUCCUCAGACCAGCUUUGUAGAGCAUCACGUGUAUGUCAACGAUGGCACAGAGUAGGUUGGGAUCCACUGCUAUGGAAACAGAUUGUACUGAAUAGUGAAUAUAUCAAUGUAGACAAAGCCAUUAAAUAUUUAACAAAAAGACUAAGUUACAAUACUCCUACAGUGUGUGUCAUUGUUGAGAAAAUCAACCUCAAUGGAUGUGAAAAACUCACAGACAAAGGGCUACAUGCCAUUGCAAAACGAUGUCCUGAGCUUCGGCAACUAAAGAUGCAAGGAUGCUCAAAUGUGACCAACCACUCUUUGUUCGAAGUUGUGUCAUACUGUGUAAAUCUUGAACAUCUUGAUGUUACAGGAUGCCCGUGUAUAACUUGUAUAAGCCUGACCCCGCAGAUCAUGCAACAAGCUACUGCCCACCAUCUGCGCCAGAUCUAUCUCCGGACACUGGAUAUGACAGACUGUUACGCUCUGGAAGAUGAGGGCCUUAGAGUGAUUGCAAAUCAUUGCAGUCAGCUUCAAUUCCUAUAUCUCAGGAGAUGUGUUAGAAUAGGUGAUAUUGGACUCCAAUAUAUUGCUUAUUAUUGCUCAGAACUCAAGGAGUUGAGUAUUAGUGAUUGUAAAAAAGUGACCGAUUUCGGUGUGUGUGAACUUGCGAAAAUUGGGACCAAUUUACGAUAUCUCAGUGUCGCAAAGUGUGAUAAGAUAUCCGAUGUUGGAAUCAUACAGUUGUGUAAACAAUGUACAAAACUUCGCUACCUGAACUUAAGAGGUUGUGAGGCUGUAUCGGACGACUCUGUGGAUGUUCUUUCCCGACACUGCUCAAAAAUAAAAUCCCUUGAUAUUGGAAAGUGUGACAUCACAGACGAGGGACUUAACGUUCUGGCUCAGAAUUGUCCACAGUUAAAGAAACUCAGCCUCAAAUCAUGUGAUGCCAUAACUGACAUAGGUGUCAAGUUCUUGGCAAAAUCUUGUAGGCUGUUACAGCAGUUUAACAUUCAGGACUGUCAUUUGACAGCAGACGCUUAUAGAACAAUUAAAAAAUAUUGUAAAAGGUGCUUUAUCGAACAUACAAAUCUGGGAUUUUUCUAGUUAUGUUCCCCAGACGAAGUUUGGGAACAUAUUGUUUUUACUCUAUUUCUUCUUCUUCUAUUAAGGUCUUCCGUUUUAGAUUGAUUGAUUGAUUGAUUGUAUGUUGUUUAACGUCCCAUACGAGAAUUUUUCACUCAUAUAGAGACGUCACCAUAUACCGGUGAAGGGCUUCAAAUUUUGACCUUUAAUCGGCACUCAGGGCCAUUGAGCAGUGAGGGAUCUUUAUCGUGCCAACGCCUACCGUGACACGGGGCCUCGGAUUUUAAGGUCUCAUCCGAAGGACCUGCAACUUCCACUUCAAAGUGCUGAGCGCAUGGCGAAGGAACAGUUGCUACCCAUUUUUUAUCGACUUAGGUCAGUCGCGGCCGAGAUUCGAACUCACGGAGCGAGCGCUCUACCGACUGAGCUACCGUGAACGGUCCUUCCAUUUUAGAUAGAAGACCUUAUAGUUAAUGUACUGUUAUUAGGGUCUUCCGUCUUCUGCGGAAGACCCUUCUAUUAUUCUAUUGUUGAUUUUUCACUUUUCUUUUUACUAGAGUUUUCCGAGCUUCCUUCGGAAGACCCUUCUGUUAUUCUACUGUUUCUUAUUAUUAUUUUAUAUAUUUUUUCCCGCCGAUUUUCAGCAGGCGAUUUCUCGGAGACCUUUCGUCCGAUUGCUAUGAAACUUUCAGGGUAGAUACAAUGUGUUAUUGCCUAAAAACGGUUUUUUCAAAUUUUAAAUAUGUAACUCCAUUCAUGAGUUAUUGCCCUUUAAUCGAUAUUUGGAGGGUCUCUUGUCCAGUAGAAAUCUACGUAACGACAUAUGAUAUUUGCAUGAAAAUUGGAGAACUUGUAACUAAUACAUUGUAGAUUUGCAGAACAUUAAAAUUGUAGGCUAAUUUUAUUAAGUUUGAAAGCUAUGUGACGGCAAAUUUUAAGAAUUAUUUUUCCAUGAAAUUUUGCUGCUUUUUGUUUAAUAACUUUUAAACUGAUAAAAAUUUGGUAAGACAUAUAGAAUGAAAGUUGUGUGUAAUUACGAGAGCUUUCAGAUAACAUCAAGAAAAAGGGGCUGGCCCCUAUAUUUAGGGGACAGCAGGUCAUAAAAGUAUUUUUUGGAUAGCUAAAAAUAUUAAAAUAUUAUGAAAAAGUUUGAAUGACAUAAUUUCUAAUAUAUUAAAUCUUGUCAUGUGGUAUAAAGAAAAACAAGCUCCGUGCUAUAUUUUAUUAUAUUUUAUAAAAUAAUUAUUUGAGAAUCGUACAGGAACAAGUUGUCUACAAACCAGCCACGCCUUUUUGGGGCGUCGUAGCACAUGCUUGUACGGUUUAAGAUAGUUGUUGUGUUUUAAAUAAAUUGUUUUGAUUCUA
Messenger RNA from Saccostrea echinata, 3177 nucleotides. RefSeq names its product F-box/LRR-repeat protein 7-like. The coding region runs from base 43 to 1833 and encodes 596 amino acids. The transcript has 3 exons. Gene Ontology annotation, molecular function: protein binding. Gene Ontology annotation, cellular component: SCF ubiquitin ligase complex. NCBI's taxonomy places the organism in Eukaryota, Metazoa, Mollusca, Bivalvia, Ostreida, Ostreidae. Gene Ontology annotation, biological process: SCF-dependent proteasomal ubiquitin-dependent protein catabolic process. The record is from RefSeq and is a predicted model, not a curated record.